UCUCGCCAUGGCGGGCGCGCUGGGGGGAAUGUUCGGCUCGCAGGCCCCGGGGCCGCCACCGCCGCCGGGACCGCCCGGCCCGCCCGGCCUCAUCCCGCCGCCCGCGGGGCCGCGCAACCCCAACAACACGCUGGUGGACGAGCUGGAAGCGUCCUUCGAGGCCUGCUUCGCCUCGCUGGUGAGCCAGGACUACGUGAACGGCACGGACCAGGAGGAGAUCCGCACCGGUGUUGAUCAGUGCAUCCAAAAGUUUUUGGAUGUUGCAAGACAGACUGAAUGCUUUUUUCUACAAAAAAGACUGCAACUAUCAGUCCAGAAACCAGAACAAGUAAUUAAAGAGGAUGUCUCAGAAUUAAGAAAUGAAUUGCAGAGAAAAGAAGCAUUAAUACAGAAGCAUUUGAGUAAACUGAGACACUGGCAACAGGUGCUUGAAGACAUCAGUGUACAGCACAAAAAGCCUGCAGAAAUGCCUCARGGUCCAUUAGCUUACCUGGAACAAGCAUCUGCAAAUAUUCCUGCUCCAAUGAAGCAAACAUAAUCUUCACUUUUACACAGUUCAGUAUUUCAAAAGCAAUGGUGUUCUUUAUGCUUUUUGUAUAAUGUAAUUUGUACUGCAAAUACAKUUUAAACAAUUAAGCAAAUAAAUUAUCUUCCUUUUAUUACAGAAGUGUGGAUUGUUUUUAUGUUUCAAUGGAAAAUAUUCAGAGUAGCUGUUCAGGGUCUUUCUGGUAGAAGUGUGUCUCCCAGAAUGCAUCCUGUUCCUUCUAGAGGGGGUGGCCCUUGCACUCCACUUUGUCUUUUUGGUCCGAUCAAAAUAUUUGCAAAGAUUAGUGUUUGAUUUUACYGGACUACUUAAAUGUUAAUUAUCAGUGAGUACAAAGGAGUACCACUGCAGAAACACCCUUAAAAUUGCCUGUAAGUAGGUCAGACCACUUUUUUCAAAAAUGAAUUGUCAUUCACUGGAAUUGCUCACCUCAUGGAAGGUGUCUUAGGAUAUACAAAAAUUUGGUUUUUACAGGAUGAACUGAAAUAGAAAAAUGCA
This is a messenger RNA of Malurus melanocephalus (red-backed fairy wren), 1042 nucleotides long. RefSeq names its product mediator complex subunit 28 (gene MED28). The record is from RefSeq and is a predicted model, not a curated record. The transcript has 4 exons. Lineage: Eukaryota; Metazoa; Chordata; Aves; Passeriformes; Maluridae. The coding region runs from base 8 to 538 and encodes 176 amino acids. Gene Ontology annotation, cellular component: mediator complex.